UGACUUUCCCCUUUAAUCUCACUCCCAUUCGACUUCAUAGGCAACGGCUGGUGUAGAGAUGCUUCAUUGGUUCGCAAGAAUGGGUUCGUUUGAGGUCCUCUGGAGACGUUUAACUGCGCUGCUUGUUCUCUAUAGAGCUGUUUGUGCCGAUUCUGCCAUUACCUGGGAAGUUCAGAGGUCCGACGGGUGGUACAAUAAUCUGGCAAAUCAUGACCGAGGGGCAGCGAAUUCAGCUCUAGUGCGCCUCCUGCCGGCGCAGUACGCUGAUGGAGUUUAUCAGCCCCGACAGGAGCCGCACCUGCCCAACCCCCGCCGCAUUAGCAACAGUGCCAUGAGUGGCCAGUCCGGUCUCCUGUCCCUCAAAAACAGAACUGUUCUCUCUGUGGCCUUCGGUUAUCAUGUAUGGUCUGAGAUCUCAGAAUCCCGACGACCCGGUUGCCCCCCUGAGUUCAUGCAUAUUGAAGUCCCAAAAGAUGACCCUGUUUUUCGCACCAACUCCUCAAAACCAGUCCUGCUUCCGUUUCAAAGAGCAGCAUGGGAUGGCAGCACAGGAAAAAGUCCAAACAACCCCCGCGCACAGUUGAAUCAUGUGACUGCAUGGAUGGAUGGCAGCUCCAUAUACGGAUCCUCCAGCUCUUGGUGUGACGCCUUGAGAACAUUUUCUAGAGGGCUUUUGGCUUCGGGGCCUUCUCCGGAUAUGCCCAGACGGAGCAACACUAGUUUUCUCAUGUGGAGCGCACCAGACCCCACAACAGGCCCUAGUUCACAAGAGCUCUUUGAGUUUGGAAAUGCCUGGGCCAAUGAGAACAUCUUCUCGGUCAUCGAGGGAAUCAUUUGGUUUCGUUACCACAAUCACCUGGCCUCCAAACUGCACGAGGAACACCCGUCAUGGUCAGACGAAGAGCUUUUCCAAGCUGCUCGAAAGAGGGUUAUUUCAACAUUUCAGAAUAUAGCAUUUUAUGAGUGGCUGCCGGCCUAUCUGGGAAUUCAAGUUCCUUCUUAUUUAGGUUAUCAAAAAUAUGUGGAUCCGAGCAUCUCUGCAGAGUUUGAAGCAGCCGCAGUCAGGUUUGGACUGACUCUUGCACCGCCUGGUGUUUAUAAAAGGAACAGGACGUGUCACUAUCAAAGUGCAGUGAAUGUAGAUGGGAGUAAAUCUACUGGCCUGCGUUUGUGCAAUGCCUUCUGGAGCCGAAAUAACCCAAAUGUGCAGUCCGGUCAGGAUGUAGAUGAGCUGGUGAUGGGCAUGGCCUCUCAGAUCGCUGAAAGAGAGGACAAUGUCGUCGUGGAGGAUUUGAAAGAUUAUAUGUACGGGCCCCUGCGGUUCUCACGAUCGGAUGCAGUGGCCUUGACCAUCCAGAGGGGGCGUGAUUUCGGGCUGUCCGGCUAUAAUCAGAUCAGAGAGAGCUUUAAUAUUCGGCCGGUCAACACGUGGGAGGAGAUCAACCCCAGACUGAAUAAUACACGGUUGCUAAAGGAGCUUGCAGAGUUGUACGAGAAUGACAUUUCCAGACUGGAGCUGUUUGUUGGCGGGCUCCUAGAAGCUCAGGACGGACCAGGUCCAGUGUUCUCAGCCAUCAUCCUGGACCAGUUUGAGCGCAUAAGGAACGCCGAUCGCUUCUGGUUUGAGAACAGACAAAACGGGUUGUUCAGUGAAGAGGAGAUCCAAGCCAUACGUAACACCACACUUCACAAUGUUCUCCUAGAUGUCACCAGCGCGAAAGAGGGUGAUAUUCAAAAGAACGUGUUCUUCUGGGUGAACGAUGAUCCUUGCCCUCAGCCUGAGCCAAUGAAAGCCUCCGAUCUUUACCCCUGCACACAGGCCACGUCUAUGAGUUUUUUUGACAACAGCAGUAAAGCUGGAUUUGGCAUAACGGUGGUUGUGCUCUUCUUGUUUCCUGUUGUGAGCUUCAUAGUGGCUUAUGUGGUGGCUCAUCUACGGUCAGCCAGAUACAAACGAUUCCAGAAGAAACUCAGAGGUCCCACCAGAAAUGAAGAACCCACACGUGGAAUCGUUGCCAAAGAGUGGCUGGGUCACAAUACUACACCACGACAGGUCACACUUGCCUUCAAUGAGAAGAAAGUGUUCCAGGUCUUCUUUGAGAGCAGAUCUCUGACCAACCAUAACCUGUGUGACCAAGACCACCUGGAUGUACUGAUUUCCAAUGACCACCUGCACCGGGCUCUACUCUUGAAGAUCCCUAAAGAAUAUGAUCUGGUUUUGUUCUUCGAUGACUCAAAUAAGAGGUCAGAGUUUUUGAGUCACCUGCGCUCCGAGCUGAAUGGCAGAAUUCAGAGUCUGAACGUGACGGAAAUGUGCGAGAGAGAGAUGUUGAACGACGCUGUGACCAGAGAACAGAGAGAGAAGAUCGUGGAGACGUUCUUCAAACACGCUUUUGCAAAAGUUUUGGAUAUUGAUAAAAGUGAUGCAGGAGACCUAAGCAAGAGGACCAGAGAGGCUUUACAAUGUGAACUUACAAGAGCUGAAUUUGCCCGUGUUUUCGGUCUAAAGCCUGAUUCACUCUUUGUGGAGUCAAUGUUUACACUAGCCGACAAGGACGGCAACGGCUUCAUCUCCUUUCAGGAGUUCCUGGAUGUCAUCGUCAUUUUUAUGACUGGUACACCUGAGGAAAAGUCCAAGCUUUUGUUUUCAAUGCACGACAUUAAAGAAGACGGUUUCUUGUCUAAGGAGGAGUUCUCUUCCUUGCUCAGGUCUUUCAUUGAGAUCUCUGGCGGUGCUCUGUCUAAGAGUCAGUUUGAUGAUGGUAUAGCGGUUAUGCUUCAGGCAGCUGGACUUGACAACAAAGAUCACUUCUCCUGGGAGGACUUCCACUUUUUAUUGCGAGACCAUUCAGCUCAACUCAAUAUUAAAGGCAUGGAAGUACUUGGAAAGAAAAAACUAGCCAAACAACAGCGCAUAUCCUUCAUGGAGAAAAACAGUUCUCCAGUACUUGAAGAUCUUCACAGCUCUGAGGGGGAUCAUGGCCAGGAACUUCGUCAAAGGCAGACCAAGAAGUUUGUCUUAAACAAUCCCAAAGUCUACGUAAAGCCUCAGAGGGAACGUUACAACAGGAACCCAGUGAAGCAGAGGAUCCAACAGUUUAAACGCUUCGUUGAAAACUACAGAAGACACAUCGUCUGUAUUGUCAUUAUGUACGGGAUCAUCGCUGGACUAGCUUUGGAAAGAUUAUAUCAUUAUGGUUUGCAGGCCUAUGCCAGUGGAAUCCCUGAGACCUCUUUGGUGGGCGUGCUGGUAUCUAGAGGUUCUGCCGCCGCCAUCUCAUUCCUGUUUCCCUACAUGCUGUUAACCGUGUGCCGUAACCUGAUAACGCUGUGCAGGGAGACGUUUCUCAACACAUACAUCCCUUUCGACGCUGCCAUUGACCUCCACCGACACAUGGCUAUGGUGGCCAUUAUUCUCUCAGUUGUACAUAGUGUGGGUCACGUGGUCAAUGUGUACGUCUUUUGUGUCAGUGACCUCAGCAUCCUCGCCUGUUUGUUUCCAAGAGUCUUUUCUGACAACGGGUCUGAGCUUCCAAUGAAUUGGACGUUUUGGUUUUUUAAGACCGUGCCAGGUCUUACUGGGGUCCUGUUGCUACUGAUCUUCGCCUUCAUAUACGUCUUUGCCUCGCGAUAUUUUAGACGCAUCAGCUUCAGGGGAUUCUGGGUCACACAUUACCUCUAUGUGCUUGUCUAUGUGCUGGUGGUCAUCCAUGGCAGCUACGCUCUCCUCCAGGAACCCCGCUUCCACAUCUACCUGAUCCCUCCCGCCCUCCUCUUCCUCCUGGACAAGCUCAUCAGUCUCAACAGGAAGAAGGUGGAGAUCCCAGUGGUGAAAGCCGAGCUGCUGCCCUCAGGUGUGACAUACCUGGAGUUUAAACGACCUCAAGGGUUUGUGUACCGCUCGGGACAGUGGUUACGUAUCGCAUGCCUGGAGCUUGGCACAGAUGAGUACCACCCUUUCACCCUGACCUCCGCACCACACGAGGAGACCCUCAGCCUUCACAUCCGUGCUGUGGGACCCUGGACCAGCAAACUCAGAGAGGUCUACACUCCUGAGAAUCUCCAGGAGAUCAAAGGCUAUCCAAAGCUGUACCUAGACGGGCCGUUCGGGGAGGGCCAUCAGGAGUGGACGGAUUACGAGGUGUCAGUCCUCGUGGGCGCUGGGAUUGGGGUCACUCCCUUUGCCUCCAUCUUAAAAGACCUGGUCUUUAAAUCUUCUGUCAAGUGCAAAUUUCAUUGUAAAAAGGUGUAUUUUAUCUGGGUGACACGGACUCAGCGUCAGUUCGAGUGGGUGUCUGACAUCAUAAGAGAGGUGGAGGAGAUGGACACUCAUGAUCUAGUGUCUGUGCACAUCUACAUCACUCAGCUGGCUGAGAAGUUUGACCUCCGCACCACCAUGCUGUACGUCUGCGAGCGUCACUUUCAGAAGGUGUGGAACCGGAGUUUGUUUACUGGUCUGCGAUCUAUAACCCACUUCGGUCGUCCACCCUUCGUGGCUUUUCUCAGCUCGCUACAGGAAGUACACCCCGAGGUGGAAAAGGUCGGCGUCUUUAGCUGUGGUCCUCCCGGUUUGACCAAGAAUGUUGAGCAAGCUUGCCGACAAAUGAACAAACGGGACCAGACUCAUUUUGUUCACCACUAUGAGAACUUCUAGAUCAUCUGUUGUGAAAAUACAUGACUUCAGACUAUAAA
This is a messenger RNA of Triplophysa dalaica, 4692 nucleotides long. It is a transcript of the gene duox, whose product is annotated as dual oxidase. The record is from RefSeq and is a predicted model, not a curated record. Gene Ontology annotation, biological process: superoxide anion generation; response to oxidative stress; defense response. Gene Ontology annotation, molecular function: peroxidase activity; calcium ion binding; heme binding. The coding region runs from base 59 to 4654 and encodes 1531 amino acids. Lineage: Eukaryota; Metazoa; Chordata; Actinopteri; Cypriniformes; Nemacheilidae. Gene Ontology annotation, cellular component: NADPH oxidase complex; plasma membrane. The transcript is spliced from 34 exons.